Molecule: messenger RNA, 4172 nt
Organism: Telopea speciosissima
Lineage: Eukaryota; Viridiplantae; Streptophyta; Magnoliopsida; Proteales; Proteaceae
Product: N6-adenosine-methyltransferase non-catalytic subunit MTB-like
Exons: 7
Coding region: 374-4087 (1237 amino acids)
Cellular component (GO): RNA N6-methyladenosine methyltransferase complex; nucleus
Molecular function (GO): methyltransferase activity; mRNA binding
Source: RefSeq, a predicted model, not a curated record
AUUAAGCAUUCUGCAACCAUGGAUCCAUGAAUUUUUUUUUUCUGCAAUCAUAUUUUCGAAUAAAAUAAGAAUGAGAGGGAGGCUGAGAGAGAAGCAUCCCUGGCGUCUCUUUCCUGCAGUGACCAGUUUCCUCUUCGUCUUCGUCGAAGAUUCGAACCUGCAAACCCUGUUUCUAGGGUUUUGUAGGGCGUCUCCGACUCUCUUAAGUCUGUCAUUCAUCCCCACCACGAGGCCAGCGGGAUGAUCGUAUGAGUGAUUGAUCCUGCAUUACAUCUUUUCAUUCAGAGAUUCAGGAAAAAUUCUUUCUGUGUUCCUCUAGUCUGUACUGGAGUUGAGCAUAGGGCUUAGAAAUUUGUGUGGGCUAGUGUUUGCAAUGGAUAUGCCUGAACCCAGUCGGAGUUACACAAAAUGGGAUAUUGAGGAUAAUUCAGAAAUGAAGGUUGAUAGAGCCGGAGACGAGGAAGAUUGGGAGGGCAGUGAUAAAAGGAAGCACCGAUCAAGCAAGUCCAGAAAGCAUAGCAAUGCAGAAGAAACUGAUGAAUGGGAUAGUGGUGGAAAAAGGAAAAGUUUAGGGGACAGAAAUGAAAUUCGAAAGAGGUCAGGUGGCUCGAGCAGGGAAGUUAGUGGGGGUGAAGAUGAUUAUGACACAAGAAAGGAACAACGCUCCAAGCAGAUUAAAAAAAUCCAAGAGGACAGGACUGAGAAGAAAUCAAGCAGUGAAUAUCCAGACAGAGAAUCAGAUAGCAGUCGCAAGGGUAGAGAUGCUUCAGAGACUAAAAGUCAUCUUGUGGCGGAUGAAAGCGACAGGAGCUCAUCAAGGAAAACAAGUUCAAAACCCUCAGUUCACGAGGGUUCCCAGGGCAAAAGUAAAAGCAAGGUGGAAAGUCCCCAUGAUGGCAAGAUUGAAAGGAUGCAGGAUAGAGAAACCAGGUAUUCGGAUAGAAAAGAAAACAGCAGGGAGAAAAGCCGUGGCUCUCAUGAGGAGAGGAAUCCAAGGAGAAGAUGGGAUGAAUCUGACUCCACCAGAAAAACUGAUGAAGGCAGUUACGUUGAUAAAUCUGAUUCGAAGAGUGGAAAGAAUUCUGAUCUUAAGCUUGAGAGUACGAGAGACAGAGCAAUAGAUGCGAGGGACGAAUUUGGUGAGCGUAAAAGCAAGGUUCUGGAUUCCAACAUUGAUAAGGUCAUCAAAGCCAGUGGCAGGGAGGAGAAAAGGGUUGAUGAGAGGAGCAAGAGCAGAGGCCGGACAGAGACUCAAGAUGAAGAUACCAGGCCAAGUUCUACCACACGUGAAGAAAGAUCGGGCAAUGUUAGAGAUGAUAAGCAGCGGAGAGGUGGAGAAAAAUUGGUUGGUUUGAUUGAUGAUGUGGAAUUUAGUGCCCAUAGGUCUAGCUCUAGGGGUCAUUUGGAGAAAAUCGAGAAGCACAGACAGCAGCGUGAUCCUGCACAGAGCAGCCGUGAAAUAGCCGAAAGCCUGGAGAGAUCUGUUAAUACAGAUGAGGAUGGACAUGCCCGGGCAAAAGACAGAAGGGGUAGGGAAGUGAGGCACUCUAAAAGGUCCUGUAGUCCUGAUAGGAGUGGGAGGCGAUUCCUUGAAUCCGAUGACUCUGGUUCAGAUAAUGAAAGAAGUGUUGGCCUGAAGGAGAAGGAACGGGAAAAAGAUGGGUACAAGGAUGACAGGGUUAAAGGCCGAGAUGGUAGCUGGAGUGAGAGGAACAGGGAGUGGGAAAGUUCCAAAGAUAAUUGGAAAAAGAGACAUUACAGUGGCAAUGAUAAAGGGGCGAGGGAUGGAGAUGGUGAUUUCAAUCAUGACAAGGACUGGGACUUGCAGAGGCAUGAGCGUGAGAGGGCUGAUAAUGAAAUGCUUCUUGGUCGGCCUGGCUUUAGGAAAGAUAGAAACAGGACUGAAGGUGCAAAAAGCUCAUCAAGCUUUGGAACUCCAAAUGAGAAUUCUGAUAUGAUAGAGAUCCGAACCAAGUCCGUUGAUUAUGGGAGAGAAGAGUCGGGAUCUACAUAUAUUGGGAGAAGAAGUGAGUCUGGGCGUCAUCCUGAUUUUACUUCAGCCACAAGUGAUGAGGAUUGGGGGUAUCUGCCUGAUGGUAGAGGAAGAAUAGCUGAUAUUUAUGGCACUGGAGAUGAUCCACAGGAGAGAUAUCCAGAUGAGGGAUCCCCUAUGUUGGAUCAGAAUUUGGGGAGGUUUAACAUUGACAUGCAAGGAGGGAGAGGAAGAGUACAGAAGAGUGCUAUGGGUAUUACUCGUAGUGGUAGUGUCCAGAGUUCAAGUAGUGGUUCACAACCUCUGUUUGGUAAUAACCAGGGGUCCGGUUCUUUUAGUAGAGUGGUUGCGCAAGGGGCAAAAGGGAGUAGAUUUGGAAGAGGAGGGAGGGGAAGGCUGACAGGGAGGGAUGGGCAACGGGUUGGAAUGCCACUACCCAUGAUGGGAAAUCCCUUUGGACCUCUUGGAUUGCCACCAGCACCCCUGCAGCCACUGGGACCUAGUAUGUCCCCAGGUCCAGGUACGCCCAUUGCCCCUGGUGUCUUUAUUCCUCCAUUUCCAGGACCCAUUGUUUGGCCUGGACCUCGAGGUGUUGAUAUGAACAUGUUAGCUGUCACAGCUGGCCUGUCUCCUGUUCCUUCUGGAGCAUCAGGACCUAGAUUUGCCUCCAAUAUGGGGACUGGCCCAAACCCUGCCAUGUAUUUUAAUCAACCAGGUCCUGCAAGAGGGCCGGCGCCCCCAAGCCUAUCUGGCCCUGGUUUUAAUGCUGUCGGGCCAAUGGGACGAGGAGUGCCUCAUGAUAAAGGUCCUGGGAGCUGGGUUCCUCCUAGAAGUAGUGGACCUCCUGGUAAAGCUCCUUCCAGAGGAGAGCAAAAUGACUACUCCCAAAAUUUUGUUGACACUGGUAUGCGACCCCAGAAUUUCAUCAGGGAGCUGGAGCUCACCAGUGUCAUAGAAGACUACCCGAAGCUGCGGGAACUUAUUCAGAAGAAGGAUGAAAUUGUAGCAAAAUCAGCUUCCCCUCCCAUGUAUUACAAGUGUGACCUGCGUGAGUUUGUGUUGUCCCAUGAGUUUUUUGGAACCAAGUUUGAUGUCAUUCUAAUUGAUCCCCCUUGGGAGGAGUACGUUCAUCGAGCACCUGGUGUUGCUGACCAUGUGGAGUACUGGACAUUUGAGGAGAUAUUAAACCUUAAAAUUGAGGCAAUAGCAGAUACUCCUUCAUUUAUCUUCCUUUGGGUUGGUGAUGGUGUUGGUCUUGAGCAGGGCCGUCAAUGUCUAAAGAAGUGGGGAUUCCGAAGGUGUGAGGAUAUAUGUUGGGUGAAGACAAACAAGACAAAUGCUACACCAGGCUUGCGGCAUGAUUCUCAUACUUUGUUUCAACAUUCAAAGGAACACUGCUUGAUGGGCAUAAAAGGAACCGUUCGCCGUAGCACUGAUGGUCAUAUCAUCCAUGCCAAUAUUGACACAGAUAUAAUUAUCGCUGAAGAACCUCCAUAUGGUUCAACAACAAAACCUGAAGACCUAUAUCGAAUCAUUGAGCACUUUGCCCUUGGACGUAGGAGGAUCGAGCUCUUUGGUGAAGAUCAUAACAUUAGGUCAGGCUGGCUUACUGUUGGCAAAGAGUUAUCAUCCUCAAAUUUUAAUGCUGAGGCAUAUGUCAGGAACUUCGCUGAUAAAGAUGGAAAAGUUUGGCAGGGAGGGGGAGGACGGAACCCCCCACCUGAUACACCACAUCUCGUCGUGACAACUCCUGAUAUUGAGGGCCUUCGACCCAAGUCACCACCUCAGAAGAAUCAGCAGCAACAGUCAACACCCCUUUCUCAGACAACAGCCAAUUCAACCAAUAAAUGGCCAGCCGGGAAUUCACCGCAAAAUUCAGCAGCCCUUGGUCCGAAUCAAGAAACUUCCAUCAGUUCCAACCCUCAAACGCCUGCUCCAUGGGCUUCACCAAUGGGGGGCAUGAAAGGACCGGAUGCUGGGAAUGUGGCCACAGAUGACAAGUAUUUUGAUAUUUACGGAUACAAUGCCUUGUUUGGGCAAACAAGUGGAGACCAUAUAGAGUUCGAGUCUCACCGAGCCCUCAAUAUGCUGUAAUGAAAUUCCAGCAUGAAAAUAUGCUGUGUGCGGCAUGUAAUUCUUUUUUUCAUAAUAUAUAAAUGGGAAAGAGAUAUUUUUUAUC